AUACACUCUCGACCAUUGGAUUUUAAGUAGGAACCCCUCCACAAUUCAAAACAAUCAUUCUUCGUUGGAUUCCAAACCCCAUAAAAGUCUAAGCCUCUCCAUUUUCCUUCAAAAAGUACUAAUUGCUUAGGAUGAAUAUUCCCAAGCCUUUUUUGGUUCUUUUCUCUUCCUUUCUCAUUCUUUCUUGCUUCUCCAUAGCUCAAAUCCAUGGGAGCAAGCAUUCACAAGCGCUUUCUCAGCUGUACAAGUCCAAGCUGAAUUCCAAAAGCGCAGGCAUCGACACGAAGCCAUUCGAGGCGAUUCUUCAUGCGAACGCAACCAGCAUUCAUCCCCAAGAAGGGUUGAAGGAGAAAGAUCGGAUCAAAAGCUUGCCUGGACAACCCAAGGUGAAGUUCAGUCAGUAUGGUGGGUAUGUUACUGUGGAUAAAAAAGCAGGUCGUGCACUUUUUUACUACUUUGCUGAAGCUGACAAUCAGCAGGCCAAGGAUUCUUUGCCUCUUCUUCUAUGGCUUAAUGGAGGACCUGGAUGUUCCUCUCUUGCCUAUGGAGCAAUGCUUGAGCUCGGACCAUUCCGUAUCCAUAGCGAUGGCAAAACCCUUUACAGAAAUAGAUUUUCAUGGAACUACGCUGCAAAUGUUUUGUUCCUUGAGUCUCCUGCUGGUGUGGGUUUUUCAUACUCUAACAGAACAUCAGAUUAUGAUAAAAGUGGGGACAGAAGAACAGCUGCAGAUAAUUAUGUGUUCUUAGUGAAUUGGUUGGAGAGGUUUCCUGAAUAUAAGGGGAGGGAGUUCUAUAUUGCUGGUGAAAGCUAUGCAGGGCACUAUGUACCUCAACUUGCACAGACUAUCCUCCACCACAACAAGAAGGCUAAUAGAACCAUCAUCAACCUCAAGGGCAUAAUUAUUGGGAAUGCAGUGAUUAAUGAUGAAACUGAUACAAGAGGAAUGUAUGACUACCUUGCUUCCCAUGCUCUCAUUUCCGAUGAAAUUGCAAAUCAAGUCCGAAAAUACUGUGAUUUUUCACCCAAUGCCACUAUUCAACCCAAAGAGUGCGAUGACGCUACUGUUGCUAUUGAGAAGGCUACCUAUUUCAUUGAUAUCUAUAACAUCUAUGCCCCCUCAUGUGCCUCUUCCAAUCUCACUGUCCAACCCAAAAAGGCUUCAAUACUGAAAUUUGAUCCGUGCAGCGAGUACUAUGCGGAAGCUUAUUUGAAUCGGCCUGAUGUUCAAGAAGCUCUCCAUGCUAAUGUCACUAAACUCACACAUGACUGGGAACCAUGUAGUGAUGUAAUCAAACACUGGAGAGAUAGCUCAUCAACUAUACUACCCCUUCUACAUGAGUUUAUGGAUAAUGGACUUCGAGUCUGGAUUUUUAGUGGCGAUAUCGAUGGAAGGGUUCCAGUCACUUCAACAAAGUAUUCUCUUGAGAAGAUGAAUCUACCAAUCAAGACCGAAUGGCAUGCUUGGUUCCUUAGCGGACAAGUUGGUGGUUACACACAAGUGUAUGAAGGAGACAUAACACUUGCCACAGUGAGGGAGGCAGGGCAUCAAGUCCCAAGCUACCAGCCUGCUAGGGCACUUUCACUCAUCAAGCACUUCCUUGAUGGCACACCUCUUCCUGAUACUAAAAGAUAUAAUUAAGAAAAACGAGAAAACAGUAGAAUUCCAUUUCUUAGCUUUCAGGAUAUCAUUGCCUUGUUAAUAAUUUUUUUAUCCACACAAGGUUAUUCAGUGCUCAUCUAAAAUUUCAUUCAGUAAAAAGUCUAAAGUGCCCAUUGUCUUUUUAAUAUAUGAGCAUUGAUCUUUUCAUGGUGAAUGUAUCAAAAA
Molecule: messenger RNA, 1826 nt
Organism: Rosa chinensis
Lineage: Eukaryota; Viridiplantae; Streptophyta; Magnoliopsida; Rosales; Rosaceae
Product: serine carboxypeptidase-like 40
Exons: 7
Coding region: 132-1640 (502 amino acids)
Biological process (GO): proteolysis
Cellular component (GO): vacuole
Molecular function (GO): serine-type carboxypeptidase activity
Source: RefSeq, a predicted model, not a curated record